Aspergillus wentii DTO 134E9 is the source of this 2680-nucleotide messenger RNA. Its product is annotated as putative galactose oxidase. Lineage: Eukaryota; Fungi; Ascomycota; Eurotiomycetes; Eurotiales; Aspergillaceae. The record is from RefSeq and is a predicted model, not a curated record. The transcript has a single exon. Gene Ontology annotation, molecular function: protein binding. The coding region runs from base 287 to 2617 and encodes 776 amino acids.
CGGAUGGCUGGCGGAGGACAUCGCCAGAACCCAAGAACAGGACCAUCUCAGCCACUUGGGGAAAUCACCUACGUCACGAUCUCUGCGGAAUUCAGCUGAACUCAGAUGAAGGAUUCCGAAUUUUCUUCAUCAUGCCUUGGCCUGUGCGAGCGCCGUAGCUGUGGUGCUGGCGGUGUGGUGCUGGGUCAAGCUGAGCCGCCUGGUAUUUCUACUAUUUCUACCCCGGCCGGCCCAUCCGCGCUGUCUCUCUCCAGAAAGCCAUCUUUCUUUCACUCUUCUCUUAAAAAUGAAGCUCCAUUGGGCCUCCGGCCUUCUCCUGGGGCUGGUUGCCCCCUGUGUGGACGCCAACGCGAAGUCUCACAGCGCGGAGUCUCACAUCCCCUUUGCCAUCGAUUCGAGUCACAUUGAGCCCGAGACCUUUGGGCCCGUGGACCCUGAGGCCUAUCUCUGGCAGGCCCGGCCUCGUAACGGCAAGCUCUUGCCCCGCGAUCAGUUCACGGCGCACUGCUCCAGCGUGGCCAACGGCAGCAGGUGCGAGUAUGCCAACGACGGUCUCGCGCAGACCCACUGGGCCAGCGAGCCGCUCUCUGUUGAUAAGCCGGAUGUACUCGUCCUGGACCUGCACGAGGUGCGCAACGUGAACGGCAUCUCCAUGCGUCCUCUGCUGGGCGAGGAGGACCGCGGCCAGAUCGCCAAACACGAGGUCUGGGUCAGCAAGAAUGAGCGCGCCUGGACAAAGGUUGCGUACGGCACCUGGGGCUGGAACAAGAGCCCCAAGAUGUCCGCCUUUGAAGCCAUCGAGGCCCGAUUCGUCAAGAUCGUGGCCACGAGCGAGGCACCUCCCCCCAAGCAUCCUAGCCAGAAGUAUCCCGAUGCCGUCACCAAGAUCGUCGACGUCAACGUCUACACCACCAACGCCGUGCUCCCCGACGAGCCCUCCAAGGGUGUCUGGGGCCCGACCCUAGACAUGCCCAUCACCGCCGCCGCGGGCGCCCAUGGCUUUGGUUCCAAGGGUCGCCACAACAUCAUGCUCUGGUCGGCCUGGACCGACGACCGCUUCUUUGCGUCGCCCGGAGGCAAGACCUUCACGGCCACCUGGGACCCGUACCUGGAGGACAUCAUCCAGACCAACGUCACCAACACCCACCACGACAUGUUCUGCCCGGGCAUCUCGAUGGACGGCGAAGGCCACAUCGUGGUGUCCGGCGGUGCCGACUCGCAGAAGACCAGCAUCUACGACGGCUCGGAGUGGAUCCCCGGCGGCGACAUGAACCUGCACCGCGGAUACCACGCCUCGACCACGCUGUCCGACGGCAAGAUCUUCGCCAUCGGUGGCUCGUGGAGCGGCGGCUCCAACUCGCCCAAGGACGGCGAGGUCUACGACCCGGCGACCCAGCGCUGGCGCAUCCUGCCUAACAUCAAGGCCGAUGUCAUCCACACGGUCGACAUCCCGCUGCGCAACGACAACCACGCCUGGCUGUUUGGCUGGAAGAAGGGCACCGUCUUCCACGCCGGCCCAAGCAAGACGAUGUUCUGGUUCGACACUCACGGCAACGGCACUGUGAAGAAGGCGACGCUCCGCCUCAACGACCAUGACUCGACCUCGGGCAACGCCGUCAUGUUCGACGCCGUGGCCGGCAAGAUCCUGACCUUUGGCGGCCAGGAGUACUACGACGGCUCGUAUGGCUCCCGCAAUGCCCAUCUCAUCACCAUCAAGGAGCCCUUCAGGCGGCCGGUAGUUAAAGUGGCGGGCCUGAACGGCACCACCAACGAGUUCGCCGGUGGCAUGUACAACCAGCGCGUCUACCACACCUCGGUCGUGCUCCCGGACGGCACGGUCUUCAUUGCCGGCGGCGAGAUCUUCGGCGUGCCCUUCAACGAGGCCGAGCGCGACGUCCAGUUGACGCCCGAAAUCUACCACCCCGAAUGGGACAUCUUCCUGCCCCUGAAGCAGAACAACAUCGUCCGUGUCUACCACAGUCUGUCCAUCCUGUUGCCGGACGCCACCGUCCUCAACGGCGGCAGCGGGCUCUGUGGCAACUGCACGGCCAACCACUACGAUGCGCAGAUCUUCACGCCGCCGUACCUGCUGCGCGAGGAUGGCACCCCGGCAGAGCGCCCCAACACGCCGGAGAUUGUCGACAACAAGUACCAAGUCAAGGUCGGCGCCAAGCUGGCCUUCCACGCGGACGCAGACAUCCGAAACGCCUCGAUGAUCCGUCUGGGCUCCGUCUCGCACACCGUCAACACCGACCAGCGCCGUAUCCCGCUGGAGCUCACCCGGCCCGCUCAGGCCCAGAGUGACCGUGUUCUCUACCACGCGGCCAUCCCCGACGAUGCCGGCAUUGCGCUCCCUGGGUACUACAUGCUCUUCGUGCUGAACAAGAAGGGCGUUCCCAGCCACGCGGCCACCGUCAAGGUCGAGCUGCCCAGCUCGCACACUCCGACGACCGAGCACGUUGACACCCUCGAGGAGGAGGAUGUGGUGGAUGUCGAAGAGUCGCAGGCCGACUGCGACAUGGAAAUGGACGAGGAGGCCCAAGGCAUGAUCAAUGCGCUGUUUGCGGCCACUCGCAAGCUCUGGGGCUCGCCCAAGGCGCUGGUGCAUCAGGCUUAGAGGGAGAGCUGUAGUUUGUACUAAUAGGGUGGAAGAACGGAAUGUUUCUAUAGAUGACUGAAU